Messenger RNA from Spathaspora passalidarum NRRL Y-27907, 4455 nucleotides. It is a transcript of the gene SNQ2, whose product is annotated as ATP-binding cassette transporter. NCBI's taxonomy places the organism in Eukaryota, Fungi, Ascomycota, Pichiomycetes, Serinales, Debaryomycetaceae. Gene Ontology annotation, molecular function: ATP hydrolysis activity; ABC-type transporter activity; ATP binding. The coding region runs from base 1 to 4455 and encodes 1484 amino acids. Gene Ontology annotation, biological process: transmembrane transport. Gene Ontology annotation, cellular component: membrane. The record is from RefSeq and is a predicted model, not a curated record. The transcript has a single exon.
AUGUCUUCGCUGUCACUGAGGUUAUCUAUCACAAGUGAUAUUCAAUCACUCGAAGAGUUCAGACCCGUAAAGAGUGUAUUUGAACCUGAGGACGAUUAUGAUGAACAUGACGAUGAAAGCAGACGUAUGAGUCUUAUCCGUACCAUUACCUCCAUGCACCAAAAAGACUAUGAUGACAAGUUGAAUACUCUUUCCAGAGAAAUUUCUCGUCAAAUUUCCCAUAAGGAUGGUGAAUUCCUGUUACAGUUGGAUGAGUUCAAUUUGGGAAAGAUCUUAGCCAACUUUAGUUAUUUCGCCAAGAAGCAAGGUAUCAAGAUGCGUAGUAGUGGUAUCACCAUCAGGGAUUUGAAUGUUUACGGUAUCGAUGAAUCAUUUGCUGUUGUACCUACUGCUUUGGAUAUUUUGAAGGGUCCAGUUGGUGCUGUUCAAGGGAUUAUGGCAAAGAUCAGAACUCCUAAUAGAAAUCUCUUACAUAAUUUGAAUGGGUUUGCUAGACCAGGUGAAAUGGUUUUGGUUUUAGGAAGACCAGGUGCUGGUUGUACCACUUUUUUGAAAGCUAUUUCCGGUACCGAUUUCGAUUUGUAUAAAGGUGUGGAAGGUGAAGUACUCUAUGACGGUAUUCACCAAAGCGAAAUGUUGAAGUCGUUUAAGAAUGACUUGAUCUAUAACCCUGAAUUGGACUGUCAUUUCCCUCAUUUAACUGUUGAUCAGACGCUUACAUUUGCCCUUAGUUGUAAGACUCCUAACCUUAGAAUUAAUGGAGUUAGCAGAAGUCAAUUUAUUGAAGCUCAAAAGAUUAUCUUGGCCACAGUCUUUGGUUUGAAACAUACAUUCCAUACCAAGGUUGGUAAUGAUUUCGUCAGAGGUGUUUCUGGAGGUGAAAGAAAGAGGGUUUCCAUUGCUGAAGCAUUGGCUUGUAGUGGUUCCUUGUACUGUUGGGAUAAUGCCACUAGAGGAUUGGAUGCAUCCACAGCAUUAGAAUUUACCCAAGCUAUCAGAACCUCUACCAAGUUAUUACGUACCACUGCCUUUAUCACUAUUUACCAAGCAGGUGAAAACAUUUAUGAAAAGUUUGACAAGGUUACAGUGUUGUAUCAUGGUAAGCAAAUUUACUUUGGUCCUAGAGAUAAGGCUAAGAGAUAUUUUGAAAAUAUGGGUUGGGAAUGUCCUCAAAGACAAACUACUGCUGAAUUUUUGACCGCCGUCACUGAUCCAAUUGGAAGAUACCCAAGACAAGGCUAUGAAAACAAAGUUCCACAAACUGCUGAAGAAUUUGAAGCAUAUUGGUUAAAGUCUCCUGAAUAUAAACAACUCAUUAACGAUAUUGACGAAUACAAUGCAGAAACCAAUGAAGAUGAAACCCGUAAGAACUACUACGAGUCCUUGAAGCAAGAAAAGCUGAAGGGAGCUAGAUUAAACUCAAUUUAUACUGUGUCAUUCUUUGAACAAUUAAAAUUAUGUACCAUGAGAACAUUUGACAGAACAUGGGGUGAUAAAGCAUACACUAUUACCCUUAUAUUGGCCGCUGUUGCUCAAGCAUUUAUCAUAGGUUCACUUUAUUACAAUACUCCAGAUGACGUUUCCGGAGCUUUCAGUCGUGGUGGUGUUAUUUUCUUUGCCGUCCUUUAUAUGUCGUUAAUGGGGUUGGCGGAAAUUUCUGCCUCCUUUGGUGCCAGACCUAUUUUGAUGAAACAUAAAAACUACACAUUGUACCAUCCAUCUGCUGAUGCUUUGGGUAAUUUCAUUAUUUCUAUUCCCUUGAGUAUUCUUAUUAACACCAUGUUUGUCAUUAUCCUUUACUUUUUAUCCAACUUAGCAAGAGAUGCUGGGAAGUUCUUUAUCGCUUAUUUGUUUAUCAUCAUGUUGCAUCUAACUAUGGGUAGUUUUUUCCAAGCAAUUGCUUCAUUGAAUAAGACUAUUUCUGCUGCUAACGCAUUUGCUGGUGUGAUGGUUCUUGCUUCGUUGAUGUAUUCAUCCUUUAUGAUUCAACGUCCUUCAAUGCACCCUUGGUUCAAAUGGAUUUCCUAUAUUAACCCUGUGCUUUACGCAUUCGAAGCUAUUAUUGCAAGUGAAUUCCAUGGUAGACACAUGGAAUGUGCUGGUCAAUACCUUACUCCAUCGGGUCCAGGAUUUGAAAAUUUGGGUCCUGGGGAACAGGUUUGUUCAUUCAUUGGAUCUGUUCCAGGUCAAAGUUGGGUUUUGGGUGACCAAUACUUGAGAAUUGCCUUUACAUACGAGUUUUCUCAUGUUUGGAGAAAUUUGGGGAUUUUAUUCGGGUUCUUAUUUUUCUUCCUUGCUAUCAAUGCUUUGGGAACAGAGUACGUGAAACCAAUCAGUGGUGGUGGUGACAAGUUGUUAUACUUAAGAGGAAAGGUCCCUGAUCAUUUAGCUAACGCAUCUGACAAACAACAGCGUGAUUUAGAAGGUGGUCCUGCUGUUGGUGAUCUUGAAAAGGUUCCUGGGCAAGCCAAUGAUUCUGAUUUAGAUGAUUUGAAAGUUGACGAUAUAUUUGUUUGGAAGGAUGUCGACUAUGUGAUUCCAUAUGACGGUGCUGAAAGAAAAUUGUUGGACCAAGUUAGUGGAUUCUGUGUCCCUGGAACUUUAACAGCAUUGAUGGGAGAAUCUGGUGCUGGUAAAACUACGUUGUUAAACACAUUGGCUCAAAGAAUUGACUUUGGGGUUGUUACUGGAGAUAUGCUUGUCAAUGGUAAGCCAUUGGAUUCGUCAUUCAGUCGUAGAACUGGUUAUGUUCAACAACAGGAUAUCCAUGUCACUGAGGUGACUGUGAGAGAGUCAUUACAAUUUGCAGCAAGAUUAAGACGUCCUCAAGAUGUCAGCGACGAAGAAAAGUUGAAUUACGUUGAAAAGAUUAUUGAUGUUUUGGACAUGAAUGAUUAUGCCGAUGCCGUUGUUGGAAGACCGGGUAAUGGGUUGAAUGUUGAACAGCGUAAGAAAUUAUCCAUUGGUGUUGAGUUGGUUGCUAAACCAACAUUGUUGUUGUUCUUGGAUGAGCCCACCUCUGGUUUAGAUUCUCAAUCAGCAUGGGCUAUUGUUAAGUUAUUACGUGAUUUGGCCAAUGCUGGACAGUCUAUUCUUUGUACAAUCCAUCAACCUUCUGCUACAUUGUUCGAGGAGUUUGACAGGUUAUUGUUGUUGAGAAAGGGUGGACAAACAGUUUACUUUGGAGACAUUGGACCUCGUUCCAGAACAAUCUUGAGUUACUUUGAAAAAAAUGGAGCAAGAACUUGUGAUGAUCAUGAAAACCCCGCUGAGUAUAUUUUGGAAGCUAUUGGAGCCGGUGCUACCGCCGUGACCGAGUAUGAUUGGUUUAAGAUAUGGACCCAAUCACCCGAAAAGAGGGAAGCAGAUGCCAAGCGUGAUCAAUUGAUUUUAGCCAAAGCUGAAAGCUCCAACCAUACAUCUUCAGAUAGCAAAGAUUUACAAAGAAAGUAUGCCACUGGAUAUUUCUAUCAAUUCAGAUAUGUCUGGCAUAGAAAUGCAAUGACCUUCUUCAGAGACCCUGAAUAUAUUGCAGCUAAAACUUUCUUAAUGACAAUUUCCGGUUUGUUCAUUGGGUUCACUUUCUUUGGAUUGAAGCAUACACGAGCUGGUGCCCAAAAUGGUAUGUUCUGUGCCUUCUUGUCCGUCGUUGUUUCUGCCCCUGUCAUUAAUCAAAUUCAAGAAAAGGCUUAUGCUGGUAGAGAAUUGUUUGAAGUUAGAGAAAAGCUUUCAAAUACAUACCACUGGUCCUUGUUAAUCAUUACUCAAUUCAUUAACGAAUUACCUUAUCUUUUUAUUGGUGCAGCAAUCAUGUUUGUUUCAGUCUACUUCCCAACUCAAGUGGACACCAGUCCAUCUCAUUCCGGUAUGUUUUAUUUUACACAUGGUAUUUUCCUUCAAGGUUUUGCUGCUAGUUUUGGUUUGAUGCUUCUUUAUAUUGCUCCCGACUUAGAAAGUGCAGCUGUUCUUGUGUCUUUCUUCUAUUCAUUUAUUGUAUCCUUUUCAGGUGUAGUCCAACCAGUGACCCUUAUGCCAGGAUUUUGGACUUUUAUGUACAAGGUAUCACCCUAUACCUAUUUCAUCCAAAAUUUAGUGACUUCAUUCCUUCAUGGUCGCCCAAUCCAUUGCAGUGACCAAGAGUUGUCUUUCUUCAACCCACCCGCUGGUGAAACAUGUGGACAAUUUGCUGGACCAUUCGUACAAGCCCAUGGUGGAUACCUUGUUGAUGAAAAUGCUACAAAUCAAUGUGGAUAUUGCAGUCUCAGUAACGCGGAUCAAUAUUUAUGGACUAUUAGAGCCAAAUAUUCCUACAGAUGGAGAAAUGUUGGUUUUUUCGUUGCAUACAUUAUUUUCAACAUCAGUGCCUGUUUGCUGCUUUAUUAUUUAAUGAGAUACAGAAAGAUUUUCAAUAAUAUGGGCAAUCCAUUGAAUGUAUUUAAGCGAAAGAAAGAUUAG